AUGUUCUCUUUAACAAAGGGCUGUGGUUGCGUCAACUUUGGAGGACGUCGAACACGGUCUAUGGGCGACGACUCUUCAUCCUGUAGAAGUUCAGAAAUCGAACAGGAAUCGCCCAAGAAACUCACGAGGAGAGUCCUAAACGGUGACUGCACCAUGAAAGCGCUCGCCCCCUUUUUGAGGUUCUGGAAGAGAGAUGAGGUCAGCAUGACGAAGGCGGAAAGAACCAUGAAAGCAGCGAUACUAAUACAGCAAUGGUACCGAAGAUAUUUGGCUCGUAUGGAAGUGAGAAGACGAUAUACAUGGACGAUAUUCCAGAGUAUCGAAUAUGCGGGUGAACAGGAUCAAGUGAAGGUAUAG
This is a messenger RNA of Pieris macdunnoughi, 357 nucleotides long. NCBI's taxonomy places the organism in Eukaryota, Metazoa, Arthropoda, Insecta, Lepidoptera, Pieridae. The record is from the annotation of a GenBank genome assembly.